AUGAUGAUUGCCCGUCUUGGUCUCCCGCUCGUCGUCAUAGCGGCUCAGAGCGCGCUUGCGGCUGACUUCUUCUGGCCUGAUAUCACCAAUGUGUUCUCGUUCGGAGACUCGUAUACGGAUAGCAUAUCGCGCAUUGUCAAUGGGUCGCUCUCGCCGCCCAAUGAUGCUGGGACGGCAGGAGGCGGGCGCAUGUGGAUCGAGUUCGCGACGCAGACGUACAACGUCAGCGAUGUGAAUCUUUUCAACUUUGCCUACGGCGGCGCUGUAACGGAUGAGACGCUCAUCGCUCAGUCCUCUCCAGCAACGCAAUCAUUCAAAGAUCAAGUUGGAAAUUUCCUUGAGUUCUACGCCAAUAACACGGAAUUAGCGGAUUGGGAUGCCAACAAUACGCUUGUGACCGUAUUCUUCGGUAUCAAUGACGUGGGAAAGUCGUUCUGGUGGACAAACGAGACGGUCGCUGAGACGAAUGCACGCGUCCUCGCUUCUUACUUUGAGCGGCUAGCUUUGCUGAGGGAUGCCGGCGCGAGAAACUUCCUCCUGUUAGAGGUACCUGACGUUGGGCGCACACCGAAUCUCAUCAAGCAGGGUCUAAACGGAACACUCCAAUCAAAUGCCUCCGCCGACUAUAACACGCAAUUAGCUGCUGCUCUACCCAUCUUCGAGCAAAAUUCGACCGAUGUCGGCGCACCCGUGAACGUCAAGAUCCAUCCGACGCGCGAAGUAUUCGACUUCCUACUGGAUAACGCAGAUGUACUUGGUUUCCAUAAUGUCACCGCUGGAUGGUGGCAAGGGUUGAGCACAGAGCUUCAGGGCGAGGUAUCGCUCGCAACAUACUUCUGGUGGAACAACUUCCAUCCAAGCUGGGGUGUACAUGACUUCCUUGGUCAUAGCGUAGCAGCGUUCUUGACGAAGUGGUCGGGGCUAUAA
Messenger RNA from Peniophora sp. CBMAI 1063, 927 nucleotides. NCBI's taxonomy places the organism in Eukaryota, Fungi, Basidiomycota, Agaricomycetes, Russulales, Peniophoraceae. The record is from the annotation of a GenBank genome assembly.